Messenger RNA from Dryobates pubescens (Downy woodpecker), 3626 nucleotides. It is a transcript of the gene GRIK4, whose product is annotated as glutamate ionotropic receptor kainate type subunit 4. Bases 274 to 3153 code for a protein of 959 amino acids. NCBI's taxonomy places the organism in Eukaryota, Metazoa, Chordata, Aves, Piciformes, Picidae. Gene Ontology annotation, molecular function: kainate selective glutamate receptor activity; transmitter-gated monoatomic ion channel activity involved in regulation of postsynaptic membrane potential. Gene Ontology annotation, biological process: monoatomic ion transport; modulation of chemical synaptic transmission; synaptic transmission, glutamatergic. Gene Ontology annotation, cellular component: presynaptic membrane; kainate selective glutamate receptor complex; plasma membrane. The record is from RefSeq and is a predicted model, not a curated record. The transcript is spliced from 20 exons.
UCAGAGCAGACGUUCAGCAGCCAUAUCCUGCCUGGAUGUGCCCGAUGCAGUUAGCCUGGAGCAGAGCAUUCCCUGCCGCUCUGGACCGGGAGCUGAGGGUCUAGAGCACCGGAGGGCGAGCGAGCGUCCCCAUGGAGUGGUCGUGCUCCUGUAGACCUUCGAGCAGCAGCUAGCUGCUGGUCCUGUGGCCAGUCCCUGGGUGUCAGGACUAAGGAGCUCACAGAGUUAUGUCAUGCCCAGACCACCAAAGGACUCCAUGAGGAUUUAUAGAAGAUGCCCCGUGUCUUGGCGCCUCUGGUGCUCCUUCUGCUGUGGCUGAUGAAGGUGGCUGCCAGCCCCCAUUCCCUGAGGAUUGCUGCCAUCCUGGAUGACCCCAUGGAGUGCAGCAGGGGGGAGAGGCUCUCCAUCACCCUCGCCAAGAACCGCAUCAACCGCGCGCCCGAGCGGGUGGGGAAAGCCAAAGUGGAAGUGGACAUCUUCGAGCUGCUGCGAGACAGCGAGUAUGAGACGGCAGAAACCAUGUGCCAGAUUCUCCCCAAAGGGGUGGUAGGUGUCCUGGGACCUUCCUCAAGUCCAGCCUCGAGCUCUAUUAUCAGCAAUAUCUGUGGGGAAAAAGAGGUUCCUCACUUCAAAGUGGCACCAGAGGAGUUCAUGAAGCUGCAGCUCCAGCGGUUCACCACCCUCAACCUCCAUCCCAGCAACACUGAUAUCAGCGUGGCUGUGGCAGGGAUCCUGAACUUCUUUAACUGCACCACUGCCUGCCUCAUCUGUGCCAAAGCUGAAUGCCUUUUAAACCUAGAGAAGUUGCUCCGGCAGUUCCUCAUCUCCAAGGACACUCUCUCGGUGCGGAUGCUGGAUGACAGCCGGGACCCCACCCCUCUCCUGAAGGAGAUCAGAGAUGACAAAACAGCCACCAUCAUCGUCCAUGCCAAUGCUUCCAUGUCCCACACCAUCCUGCAGAAGGCAGCUGAACUGGGAAUGGCGUCUGCCUAUUACACCUAUAUCUUCACUAAUCUGGAGUUUUCUCUCCAGCGCCUGGACAGCUUGCUGGAUGACCGAGUCAACAUCCUGGGAUUUUCCAUUUUCAACCAGUCUCAUGCUUUCUUCCAAGAGUUUGUCCAGAGCCUCAACCAGUCCUGGCAGGAGAACUGUGACCACGCUCCUUUUACUGGGCCAGCACUCUCUUCUGCCCUGCUGUUCGAUGCCGUGUACGCUGUGGUGACUGCCGUGCAGGAGCUGAACCGCAGCCAGGAGAUCGGGGUGAAGCCCCUGUCCUGUGGGUCUGCCCAGAUCUGGCAGCAUGGCACCAGCCUGAUGAACUACCUGAGAAUGGUAGAAUUGGAAGGUCUCACCGGCCACAUUGAAUUUAACAGCAAGGGGCAGAGGUCCAACUACGCCCUGAAGAUCCUGCAGCACACCCGCAGCGGCUUCCGGCAGAUUGGCCACUGGCAUGUCUCUGAAGGACUCAGCAUGGACAACAGGAUCUUCUCCUCCAACAUAUCAGACAGUCUGUUCAACACCACUCUGAUUGUCACCACCAUCCUGGAAAACCCUUACUUGAUGCUGAAGUGGAACCAUCAGGAGCUAGAGGGCAACGACCGCUACGAGGGCUUCUGUGUGGACAUGCUGAAGGAGCUGGCAGAGAUCCUGCGCUUCAACUACAAGAUUCACCUCGUUGGGGACGGUGUCUAUGGAGUCCCUGAGGCCAAUGGCACGUGGACAGGGAUGGUGGGGGAGCUGAUUGCUCGGAAAGCUGAUUUGGCCGUGGCAGGGCUGACGAUUACUGCGGAGCGGGAGAAGGUGAUCGAUUUCUCUAAGCCAUUCAUGACCUUGGGAAUUAGCAUCCUCUACCGAGUUCAUAUGGGCCGCAAACCUGGCUACUUCUCGUUCCUGGAUCCUUUUUCCCCUGGUGUCUGGCUCUUCAUGCUGCUCGCCUACCUGGCUGUCAGCUGCGUCCUCUUCUUGGUGGCUCGAUUGACACCCUACGAGUGGUACAGCCCUCACCCCUGCUCCCAAGGCAGGUGCAAUCUUCUGGUGAAUCAGUACUCUCUAGGCAACAGCUUGUGGUUUCCAGUGGGAGGAUUCAUGCAGCAAGGCUCCACCAUUGCCCCCCAGGCAUUAUCCACCCGCUGUGUCAGUGGAGUCUGGUGGGCAUUCACCUUGAUCAUCAUCUCCUCCUACACAGCCAAUCUGGCUGCCUUCCUCACAGUGCAGCGGAUGGAUGUCCCCAUCGAGUCGGUGGAUGACCUGGCUGACCAGACAGCCAUCGAGUAUGGCACCAUCCAUGGCGGCUCCAGCAUGACCUUCUUCCAAAACUCUCGCUACCAGACCUACCAGCGGAUGUGGAACUACAUGUACUCCAAGCAGCCCAGCGUCUUCGUCAAGAGCACGGAGGAAGGGAUCGCGCGGGUGCUGAACUCCAACUACGCCUUCCUGCUGGAGUCCACCAUGAACGAGUAUUACCGACAGCGCAAUUGCAACCUCACCCAGGUCGGGGGCCUUCUGGACACCAAGGGCUACGGGAUUGGCAUGCCCGUCGGCUCUGUGUUUCGUGAUGAGUUUGACCUGGCCAUUCUCCAACUGCAAGAGAACAACCGCCUGGAAAUCCUGAAGAGGAAGUGGUGGGAAGGAGGGAAAUGCCCCAAAGAGGAGGACCACAGAGCCAAAGGCUUAGGAAUGGAGAACAUUGGUGGAAUCUUCGUGGUUCUCAUCUGUGGCUUAAUCGUAGCAAUCUUUAUGGCAAUGCUGGAAUUUUUGUGGAGCCUUCGGCACUCUGAGCAGUCAGAGGUGUCGGUGUGCCAAGAAAUGGUGACGGAGCUGCGCAACAUCAUUCUCUGCAAGGACAGUUUCCACCCUCGUCGCAGGCGAGGGGCAAUGGUUCGGACUCGCCCUGUUAUCCCCGAGGAGCGCCGAGCCCGCAGCACAACCACGCUCAGCAACGGGAAGCUGUGCAGCGGGGGCGAGCCAGAUCCCCUGGCACAAAGACUGGCGCAAGAAGCCGCCCUGGUCGCCCGGGGGUGCACGCACAUCCGCGUGUGCCCCGAGUGCCGCCGGUUCCAAGGCCUCCGGGCGCGGCCGGCCACGGGCUCGCCCGCGCGGAGCGAGGAGAGCCUGGAGUGGGAGAAGACCACCAACAGCAGCGAGCCUGAGUAACGCUGGCACCUGGGGGGGGUCGAGCGGGAAGGGCGUCGAGGUGGGCCGAGAGGGUCCUGUUCCAUUUUACAGAACAUGGACUUGUACAAUGUCAACCUGUUUUUAAAUUCAAAGCAGUUCCCCAGAGCAGCUUCUCCAGGGCAAGGCGGACCUUGGGGCUGGCACAGGCUUGGCUUUGGUUUCGGUGUCCAAGAGGAUGAGAGUCUGGCCACAGCCCAGCAUAGCAGGGGCAAGCUCCUCCAGCUGGCCUGUCCCCAGCAGCUGUCUUGGUGCCACUGUGGGGAAGGAGGGAUGUGUUGGGUUAAAAGGUUAUAGCGGAUGCUGCCCACCGAGGGGCAAGAGUGGUUCUUGCAACUUCUCGACCCCCCCAGACCAGGAGAAAGGACACUGGUGCUGUCUCCCCAUCAUGCAGACUUACCAGGGGAUGUUCUCAAAGGGUGGGGGUGGGGAAGGGUGGGGAGGGUCUUUUUAUU